CCGAAUCGGGGCUGGAACCCCGCCCUGGCCCAGUGACCGCAUCACCACCGGGUCGUCCUCCGUCGAUAACGAUAAGUCCUCCAACUACUGAACCGACCCGGAUUACCUGCUUUUACCAAACAAUCCUACAAAAUCAUCCACACCACCGCCAUCAACCAGACAACACACUCACACUCACACACAUACAAUCACCAUGUCUUCCCCGAACCACUCACCCCCCGGCAUUCUCCACGAAUACGCUCCCCACCUCGUCGCCUUCGAAUUCAGCUCCCCCACCAACGACCCCAAGCCCAACACCCUCCUCUUCAUCGGCGGCCUCACCGACGGCCUGCACACGGUCCCCUACGUCCACACCCUGGCGCAGACCCUGACACCCAAAAGCACAUGGAGCGUCUUCAAUCUCCUCCUCAGCAGCUCCUACAGCGGCUUCGGCACGGGCAGCCUCGACACCGACGUCGCCGAGAUCGCCCAGUGCAUCGAGUUCAUCCGCACGCGCCUGCCGCACAAGGCCGCCGGCAAGAUCGUCAUCAUGGGCCACUCGACGGGCAGCCAGGACGUCCUGCACUACCUGCACUCGCAGCAGCCCCGAAACCGGCCGGCGGUCGAUGGGGCGAUCAUGCAGGCGCCCGUCUCGGAUCGCGAGGCGCUGCUGGUCAAGAUCCAGGAAGCCGACGGCUUCCAGAAAAAUGAAGUGCGGGGCGCCUACGAGCAACUCGUGCAGAUGGCGCGCACCGGGCCCGCCAACUUCCUCCUGCCCAUGGACUUGCUCGCCCGCGUGGGAUUGCCCGAGAAUACGCCGGUCACGGCGGCGCGGUUCUGGAGCUUGGCCAGUCCCGACAGUCCCCAGCGGCCGAGCGCGGAUGAUCUGUUCAGUUCGGAUCUGGGGGAUGAGAGUCUCGCAGCGACGUUCGGGAAGGUGGCGGAGAGGGGUCUUUUGAAUGGGAGGCUGAUGGUUCUGUUCUCGGGGGCGGACGAGUAUCUUCCCCCCUGGGUGGAUGUGCCGGGGUUGAUGGGGAGGUGGAAGCAGGCCGUGAAUGGUGGGGGGCAGAAUAUCUGGGAUAAUGAGGGCAGUGCGGCCAUUGAGGGGGCGAGCCAUAAUGUGAGUGACGUUGGGCAGGAGGAGCUGGUGCAUCGGGUCAGUCGGUUCUUGGAGAGAGUUGAGAAGCCAACCUAAACGCUGUGGAGAGUUAUCUGCACCGAUAUCUUUUCACUGAGCCAAGAGCCAAGGGGGGGAGGAGAAGUUCUAAAAAUGUACAUACUAGAAGAGGGCGACAACGGGAAUUUUGACGACAAGAAUAGACAACGGAGGGUAUAGUUAGAUGAUAGAUGGUAAGAAAAAAUGAUCAAAGUCGAUAAAGUCAACCCCCAAAAAACAGAGCAGUCGGGAAACAAAUGCCCCAAUCCCCCUUAAAACAGAAGACAUCUCUCGAAAAGCAUCCAAUUAAACCUUCAACCACAGAGUCAUCACCCCCUUCAAAUACUCGACAAUCUCAUGCCCGC
Molecule: messenger RNA, 1500 nt
Organism: Aspergillus brunneoviolaceus CBS 621.78
Lineage: Eukaryota; Fungi; Ascomycota; Eurotiomycetes; Eurotiales; Aspergillaceae
Exons: 2
Coding region: 194-1174 (326 amino acids)
Source: RefSeq, a predicted model, not a curated record